This is a messenger RNA of Leguminivora glycinivorella, 1650 nucleotides long. Its product is annotated as phospholipase A1 member A-like. The transcript is spliced from 3 exons. Gene Ontology annotation, molecular function: lipase activity. The record is from RefSeq and is a predicted model, not a curated record. Lineage: Eukaryota; Metazoa; Arthropoda; Insecta; Lepidoptera; Tortricidae. Bases 357 to 1481 code for a protein of 374 amino acids.
ACUAUAAGGGUUCCUAGUUGACUACGGAACCCUAAAAAUGGACAUUUUCUGAAAACCUUCAUACGUAUUAAAAAAUUAUGGAUGAGGAAAGGAACAGAUACAUUAUCUCGAGUUAAGUUAAUUUUAGUCAUAUAUAUUUCAUUUCUACUGUGUUCAAUCUCGCUUGAAAUAUAAAACAAUAGCUGAGUUACAGGUUGGUAACCCAUCCAAAGGUCAAAACAUAAUUAUGCCUACUUGUAUAUAUUAUAAAUAUAAGCAAACAAAAUUUCCGGUUCAAAGUUAUAGCAAUCGCAAGGUUUAGAGUAGUAGAGCAAAUCUAUUAGGCAGAUAAUAAAAAAACAAUUAUUCAAAAAAGUAUGAUAAUAGAACAGAAAAUGAUAAGUUUAAAAAUGGAUAGUGUAACAAAAGUGUUAUGUAUAGCUAUAGUGAUGUGUAAUGUGGUGACGGCAGUUGAAUAUAAUCAAACUAGUGAAGGUUAUGCACAAAACUUUAUGCCUAUAUGUCCCGGUGUAGACAAGCCAGCAAAGAUAAAACCAGAACAUUUGAGCAAAUUAAAAAUAGCAGCAUUCGCCGGCGGUUCACUUUUAUUCUCCAAAUGGACAUCUUAUAACCACCGCAACAUAAAGACCCUAGCUUUAGACCCUAAUAUUGACUUCAGGCGAAAGACUAUUGUGUAUUGUCCAGGGUAUACGGAACAUACUACGUUACCUGUUGGAAGGCUUUUGAUGUUGAUGUAUAAGAGAAUGGGUUACAACACGUUAAUUUUAGAAUAUAUUGACUUUACCACAUUUAUUUUCCCCAUAGUACCACGCGUGAUGCGUCCCGUCGGCAAGCACAUCGCUAGAAUGCUAGCCGACCUGACUACUGUGGGGCUCAACCCGAAGAAACUGGAGUUGCUUGGACUCAGCCUUGGAGGCGUAUCCAUGACCUUCAUAGCCAAGAGCUUCCAAGAAAUCACUGGCAGGAACAUCUCAAAGCUAACAGCUCUUGAUCCUACUGGGCCCUGCGUCAGACAUCUUGGACCGAAAGAUAGAUUGGACCCAUCCGAUGCAGACUUUGUUCUACAUGUUGCUACAAACACCGGGGGUUACGGCAUAGGCACUCCCGUCGGACACGUAUCAGUGUAUGUAAACGGAGGGGAGUACCAGCCUGCUCCCGUUUCUUUGUACUUAUGCGAUAACAUAUGCAGUCACAUGCAGGCGUUUUUCUUAUGGAUAUCGGUAUUAGAAAAUCCUGGAAAAUUCAUGAUGUUGCAAUGUGAUUCUCUGCCGCAGGCAAGAAACCACAACUGUUUUGAAAGGAAGCCAAUGGUAACAAAUAAUCUGGAUCUGUAUACCGAUAAGAGAAAGCCGGGUAUCUAUUAUUUGGCGACGAGUACUAAAUACCCGUAUUAUUUAGGUGAAAAAGGCUUGGAACGGAGUGGGUCAGAAGCUUUGAGUCACAUUAGUGAGCUUAAUGCCGUUGAUCUUCUACAGGUAUGAAGAUGUACGGAAAAAUUGUAUCGUAAUGCACGCCUUGGAUGAGACCUAUAGACUCAUUCAGAAUUCAGAAGAAAAGAUAGAUGUAGAUACUGUACUACACAACUAUAAAGAAAAUAACAUAAGGAUAAAAAUAUGGUCGGUUAAAUAAUACCUACUUUUUGUAUCAGGA